AUGUUCCUGGUGAAGGGGCUGCUGGGGGGCGGGGGCGGGGGAGGGGCGGGGGGGGCCCUCCCGGGGGGCAUCGGCUCCGUCCUGGGGGGGCUCCUGAGCGGGGGAGGGGGCGGCGGCGCCGGGGGGGGGGGGGACAUUGGGGGGAUUGGGGGGAUUGGGGACAAUGGGGGGAUUGGGGUCCUGGGGGGCGUCAUCAGCGCCAUCAGCGAAGCCGCCGCCCACUACAACCCUGAGCCCCCUCCCCCCCGUGCCCACAUCUCCACGGUCGAUGCCAACGAGAGCGAGGAGGUUCGGCAGUUCCGGCGCCUCUACCAGCUGGCCGGGGAGGACAUGGAGGUGAGCCCCACCGAGCUCAUGAACAUCCUCAACAGGGUCGUCACCCGCCAUCCCGACCUGAAGACGGACGGGUUCGGGCUGGACACGUGCCGGAGCAUGGUGGCCGUCAUGGACAGCGACACCACCGGGAAAUUGGGGUUCGAGGAGUUCAAGUACCUCUGGAACAACAUCAAGAAGUGGCAGUGCGUGUACAAACAAUUCGACACCGAUCGCUCGGGGACCAUCGGGCCCCAGGAGCUGCCCGGGGCCUUCGAGGCCGCAGGGUUCCGGCUGCCCCCCCCCCUCUGGGCGGUUUUGGGGCGUCGCUAUGGGGACGAGGGGGGGAACCUGGACUUCGACAACUUCAUCAGCUGCCUCGUGCGCCUGGACGCCAUGUUCCGUGCCUUCAAGUCCCUGGACCGGGACGGGUCGGGGCAGAUCCGCGUCAGCCUCCAGGAGUGGCUCCAGCUCACCAUGUACUCGUGAGGGGACCCCCAGGGCCUUCCAGAACCUUCCAGGACACCCCAAAACCUCCUCGGACACUCCAGGACACCCCCAAAAACCUCCCUGGACCCCCCCCUACCCCACAACUGCACCCCCGGCCCCCCCCCAAAAUCUGCACCCCAAAUAAAAACCCCCCGAACCUCAA
Molecule: messenger RNA, 964 nt
Organism: Agelaius phoeniceus (red-winged blackbird)
Lineage: Eukaryota; Metazoa; Chordata; Aves; Passeriformes; Icteridae
Source: RefSeq, a predicted model, not a curated record